This is a messenger RNA of Adineta ricciae, 435 nucleotides long. Lineage: Eukaryota; Metazoa; Rotifera; Eurotatoria; Adinetida; Adinetidae. The record is from the annotation of a GenBank genome assembly.
AUGGCAUCGUCGAACUAUUAUUUCGUUAUUGUUGGCCAUGCAGAUCAAGUCGUCUAUGAAGUUGAACUCGGUGGAUCAACUGGCCAAACUGUGCCAGCAUCAGAUAAUCGCCAUUUGAAUCAAUUUAUCGCGCAUGCUGCCCUUGAUCUUGUCGACGAAGCCAUGUGGCGUAAUACAACAACAUAUUUGAAACAAGUUGAUAAAUUUAAUGAAUGGACUGUUUCCGCGUAUGUCACAGCUGGUGGUCUUCGAUUUUUAUUUCUCUACGAACAUUUACCCCGCACGGGUGAAGAUGGCUUAAAAAAUUUUCUUACCGAAGUUUACGAAACCUAUGUUAAACUUUUACUUAACCCGUUCUAUGUACCGGAUAAACCGAUUCGAUCGGGUGCAUUUGAUAAGAAAGUUCAAACGAUUGCUCGUAAAUGCAUUUUGUAG